Molecule: messenger RNA, 6427 nt
Organism: Cadophora gregata
Lineage: Eukaryota; Fungi; Ascomycota; Leotiomycetes; Helotiales; Ploettnerulaceae
Exons: 4
Coding region: 1565-5158 (1197 amino acids)
Biological process (GO): protein phosphorylation; microtubule cytoskeleton organization; intracellular signal transduction
Cellular component (GO): cytoplasm
Molecular function (GO): ATP binding; tau-protein kinase activity; protein serine/threonine kinase activity
Source: RefSeq, a predicted model, not a curated record
AUGACCUCCUUUUUUCUGCUUCCCCUUUUUUGGCCCUCUUGGAAAGGGUUGGCUCGUGAGAUCCGGACUUGAUACCGUACCAUCGUGUACCUCCUCCCUUCCUUCACUUGAAGAAUCGGACCUCCCGAAGGAAUAAUUUCCACUCAAUUCUUCAUUCCGCAUUCCCCUCGCUUUGUUGGUGACGAGAUAGAUAUCCAUAUCGCGGUCCAAGGAGAGAAAAGAGUCCUCAUUCGGAACGAGAGGAUUGCGGCUGCUACUAAACCUGGUCCAAGGCAGUAUUGAUAUUGAUAUCCAGCCUGACCCGGCCGUCAACCAUACCACAACAACCCCUACCAAAAGCCUCAUAUCGUCCUGGAAUCUGGUAGUUGGCACCCUUCCAACUUAGUCAAUAUCGUACCGGAACCUUCCACUUCUAGCGUUCGAGAAAUAGAAGUCUCCCUUUUACCCCAAUCCAGCCACUUCCUCCUCGACGUCAGCCCAAUCUCUGCUAAUAUCAGACGCCACUGCUGGAUAUUCUUUGCACCACUACGCCUCGCGUUGCAGAUACAAACAGCCGCGAUCAGGUCAAUCGGUUCACCCAAUCAUAAUAAGCUUAAACAGAUAUUCGCCGACGGCAGUCUUCGACCAGAACCACCAAGCAACGAACUACUUAGACUGAGUUGAGUUGUUCUACCGCAGCUGCAUCCGCGCUUUGCCCUGUGCAGCACAAGUGCCCACUGCCCACCUCACGCCUUCCCCCUAUUAUUGCCUUUGCAGGACCUCAAACUUCGCUAAGCCGAAAGGAAAUUACACGCUCAAGGGGCCAGGGAGUAGGGAGGAGAGGAGAGAAGAGAAGAGAAGGGAAGACGUCGACCAAGCACUUUUGACUGGUCUGUACCUACUACUGGACUGGACUGGACUGGACUACUGGACAAUAAUAUCGUACUCGAGCAAUUCGAUCUCACUUCCAUCCUCCAACCUGCGAUUCCGAGCAUCAACAAUCCCUCGUCGUCCUCCUCGUCCGCCGCCGCCGCAAUUGUUGCCCAGCCGCCCCGUCUCCUCGCGAUACCGAUAACACACCACACCACAACACGCCCAGGUCAGGCUUCUACUGCUGGACGCCAGGCCAACAGCAGUCAAGACAUUGAACUGUAGCGCAAAAACACGACCCAGCACUGGCCCCGUUUCGCCGUAUUCAGUACUGCGCUGCACUGCACUGCACUGCACGGCACCCGCGUUGUGUAUUUUUUGGGCGACCGACCGACCGCUUGCGACUUGACCUCAUCAACAACCUCCCUCAUCCUCCUCCUCCUCCUCCUCCGCCUCCACCACUCCCGAUCUAUCAGGGCUCCAGCGGCUGCUGUCAAGAGACCACGCCCUCAGCACCGCACAAUGGUAGCUGGCCCAUCUCAUUGGCGAUAGAGGCGACACACUCGCUAUCACAAGCUCACAGGAAACCGGAUUGGACCUCGACCUCCUUUUCGACCUGGAUCUGCAGCACCAGAGCAAGGUCUGCCGACGACAAAAAAUAAGGUGAUCAAGACAUCACCACCUACAAUCCCGUGCGCAUCGGAGCAGACAGACAAUGUCUUCCGCCGCUCUUCAAGCUGCACCGCAUCAGCCAACGUCAGUCGGAUCACAUUCUCCAGUCGCUGCGACCUCGAGCAGGCCCUACACUGCGGGCUCAUCCCAAUCUCGAGACGGAUAUUAUAACCAAGCCCAGACAAACGCGUCUCCUUCCUCUACACGUCGACCCUCGAGAAGACCAAGUGGAAAUAGCAAUGGCGCAUCUGCAAACAAUUCUACAUCCCAGCAACACUACUCACCACCUGGAGGAAACCCGAAUUCGGCUUCGAUGACCUCCCGGGGUCCAUCGUCGAAUCACCUAUCUUCGGGAGAGGUGACCGCUACUUCUGGAUACCCUACCAUGUCUCCAGGUGAUCAUCAGCGUGGUGUUCCGCCAGUUGUCUCAGCACGAACAUCGUCGAAUCGAUCGGCUGCACAAGCAGCUGCAGUUACAGCAGAUCGAACAAGGAGGACUGCACACGCGAAUGAAUCCUCGAAUUCACCCCGUCAAGCUAUAACGGGCGACGGCCAGGAGCGGGUGGACACACAAAGGAGUAAUGGGAACAGACAAGUGAAUGGGGAGGACCCAGCCGUCGCGGCCGCUAACGCUGCUACGAGGAGACGAAGAGCUCAGCAGUCUCCGCCAGAGAGUAUACCACACAGCUCUAGUGGGAGCAGGGAGCCAAGAUCGUCACAAUCGGCGACUGCUGUUCAGCGACAAGCUAUGGCAGCAGCUACUGCACAAUCGCCCAGUGGACCUUCGAGGGAAGCCAGCGCAGUUUUAAAUAGAGUCAUUGUCAGCAAACCCGAGGUAGAUAUAGAUCGAGAGCGGGAACGGAUGGCAGAGGCAAUCCCAUCAUCUCCAGGAGCUACACAUUCUACACCCGGCGGAUUGAGCGUUGUCGGAAAUGAGGGUGUUGACGAUCAAGCUCGAGGGACCCGGAGUCGACAUGAUCACAGCACAAGCAAAAGGGAGAAGAAUACCAAAUUUGGCGACUACUACUUGGGCAAUACCCUUGGAGAAGGAGAAUUUGGCAAGGUCAAGAUGGGUUGGAAGCAAGAAGGUGGUGUACAGGUUGCGAUCAAACUUAUCCGUCGAGACAGUGUUGGAACGAAUCCUACCAGACUGGCAAAGAUCUACCGAGAGAUUGCUAUCCUUCGAGAAAUAUCCCACCCAAACAUCGUACGACUACAUGAAAUGGUUGAGACUGAAAAGCAGAUUGGUAUAAUUCUCGAGUAUGCUUCUGGAGGAGAGCUUUUCGACUAUAUCUUGAACCACCGGUAUUUGAAGGACAAUGCUGCCCGACGGCUGUUUGCACAACUGGUUUCUGGUGUUGGAUACCUGCACAAGAAAGGCAUUGUCCACAGAGACUUGAAGCUGGAGAACUUGCUCCUGGACAGGAACCGCAACAUCAUCAUCACCGACUUCGGUUUCGCCAAUACCUUCAACCCAGAUGACGAGCUUGGAGACGAGAUCGAGUACAACCUGUCAAGCAGAGACUUUGUCAAGCGAAUGGAAUUGGACAAAGUCCUUCCUGGAGGACACCGCAGAGGUGAUCUUAUGCAGACAAGUUGUGGAAGUCCUUGUUAUGCGGCUCCAGAACUGGUUGUCAGUGACUCGCUCUACACUGGUCGCAAGGUCGAUGUUUGGAGUUGCGGUGUGAUCUUGUAUGCAAUGCUUGCAGGCUACCUUCCCUUUGACGACGAUCCAGCAAACCCUGAAGGCGACAACAUUAACCUUCUCUAUAAAUACAUUGUUUCAACCCCUCUUACCUUCCCCGAAUACGUCACACCUCACGCUCGAGACCUUCUACGCCGCAUACUUGUGCCUGAUCCAAGAAAGAGAGCAGACUUAUUUGAAGUUGCGAGGCAUAGUUGGUUGAGCGAAUACUCCCAUGUUGUGGGCUUCAUUACCAGCACUACAACCACCACAGAGCAGAUUGGAACAACCACAGUUGGAAGUGAUGAACAGCAAGAUGCACCACUGCUGAACAGGAGCGCAUCUGUCAGGGAACCCUCGAAGACACAGAAGUCGCCAGCAGCCGUUGGGGAUCUGUCAAGGAAGCAUGGUAAUGUGGAUCCGGACGAGCCAGAGGCGUAUCCCAAGCCCUCGAAAGACAACAAGAGGAGAACUGUUCAGGUGGAAUAUGUGGCGCCCAAAUCACAAACCCAACGUGGCGAACCAUCUGCCGCAGCACCACCAUCAGUUUCAAGAACAAGGGCUCGUGCUGGAAGUCAAGGGCCUGUGGAGGUUCAACCGAUUCAGCAGUCGAGAAGAGCUGUUUCUACCGAGAAGCCCUUGCCGCAGGAUCCUCCUUCUCGCGAACAAUAUGCAAACCAAGGCAGACGGGGAUCGAAUUCAUCUCGCCAGCAAGCUCAUGCGGCCCCUCCCGUAUCUAUCGCAAGGCCGAAUACUGGUGGCUCGAUGACAUCUUCAGGAAGCAGACCCGGAUCAUUGGCUCUCAGAGAUCGUGGAUCCUAUAGUCAACCAGCCGCUCCAACUGUCGCGGGAACGAAUGCUCAAGGUCGUAUGUCACAACCGAAGAAUACCAAGCACUACAAUAUCUCUGCGCCGAUGAUGGAGGGUGAUCAAGACUAUGGAAGACCAAGUGCUAACCAGAUACCAGCAAAAUUUGCCAAGGUGGCAGGUUUAAAUGAGGGAUCAGUUACUUCACAGGAUUCCAAGGGACACAAGAGAUCGAAUACAAUUGGAGGCAUUUUCAGCAGGACGAACUCGAUAUUCGGUGGAAAGCGAGACCAAUCAGAGAAAGCAGAGAAGCCAAAGAAGUCUUACCCACCGGUAAGCAUGUCUGGCACUGUGGGACAAGGACAGCAGGAUACCCCAAGGCAGUCGAUGGACUCUCGACGUUCGAUAUCUUUCGGAUUCGGCAAGAAGCGAAGUGGUAGCAUCAGUGGGUCACAGACAACAACUCUACAAGACAAGCCAAGGCGGUUCUCACUUCUCCCAGCGUCCUUCUCAUUGAAGUCAAUUGGGAUUGGAAAGGAUUAUGGUACCCCUGGAGCUCCUCCCGAUGACCAAUACGAUGAUCGUCCAGACAGCCGUGGAAACUAUCUUGAUCCUCCGCAGACGAGCAGGACUACCGAUAGUCGGAACAUUUCUGGAGCUACAGCAACCCAAUACACUUCCGAUGGUGCUUAUGACCGCGGUGAUAGCCCAAUGGACCGCAGGGGUACUAGCACUUCAAGUCCAGCCCAAAAGCGAUACACCUCCCAAGGAGUCUCCGAUCCUCGAACUGGCGCCGCUCCACAAUUCCUCCCACCGAUGAACUUCCGACAGGGCGAAUCUGCACUCAACACCGAGUCCGAAUCCUCCCUCAACGAGACCGUACAAAGAAGAGGCGUCUACCCACCCGGCUUCAACUCAUACGAUGAUGGAGCAGGGCGAAGACAGACACCACAAUCCUCUCAAGGCCAAGGGUCAAGACCUGCGCGUGGUGUCCUACAGAAGAAUAAUCGCAAGUUCGCCGAUGCGUACGAGCAGGAGCAGAAUAACGGAUAUGGACCUACGCACUCAGACCAUGCGGGGAGCAGUGGUGCCGCGAGAAAAGUCAUGGAUUUCUUCAGGAGAAGAGGAAGGGAUCGUGGACAGUAGUCUUCCAGCUCGCUGAGAAUAUGAAACGCUUAUCAAUACCUGGGUGUCUAAAAUGGGAGAUGUGGUGGCAUAUGUGAGGAGUUUUACCGUUUGAGCGGUUGUUGGAUUGGAUCGCAUUGAAUCCUAAAUCCUCUGAAGAAUAUCCUUCGUAUGGAGAUUAAGUCCGUCCUCGAAUAGUGUAGGAUGGAAGGGAGUGGAGUGGAGGAGUUUAAUACGAUGUGGGGCCGGGGGGUUUUGCAUGGGAGGAGGGCGAAAAUAGCAAAGAGGGUAAUUAAUGGUUGGUAGGGAGAAUUACUUGAUUCGAGCGUGUGUGUGUGUGUGUGUGUGUGUGUGUGUGUGUGUGUGUUUUUUACUUUUGUCUGCUUGGUGCUCUCUUUUUUUUAUUUUGGAGACUGGAUGCAUGGAUGUAGGGAUGGAGAUUGUUUGUCCUGCAGAACGGAAAUGGCGGAAAGAUGGAAGGAUGGAUGCGUACUUGCCUGCCUACACGCUGUAGUAGGCAGGGUGGAUGGAUGGAUGGAUGGAGGGAUGGAUAUGUUUUGGAGUGGGGUGUACUUGCGCUGUGUGAGGGAGGGAGGUUGUGUACGGGGGGUUACUUCCAUGCAUCUUAUCUACCUAUCUACCUGGUGGAAUGCAGUGGAGUGGAUUGGCAGUGGAAUGCGGUGGACUGGUAGUGGAGUGGAGUUGGGUCGGGUCGGGCUUUUGUUUGUUGCAGUCUGCUCUGGUGUGGUCUGGACUGGUCUGGUCUGGUUUUUGGUCUGGAUGGUGUUGGUGCUGGACUGGGUUUAUUGAAUGUUUAAGAACCUUAAGUAAAGUCUAUUAUACUGAACUCUCGUUUUUUUUUUGUCUUCCUCUUUCUUUUGUCUCUGUGUGUUGGGGUGUGUGUGUGUGUGUGGUUAUGUGUGUUUUGGAAUUGGGGGUUGGAUUUGUGAAAGAUUGAAGGGGGUGAAGUGAAGAAUAGGAAAAGUAAAGAAUGAUAGAUAAAUAGAUAUUGCGAGGACGUGAAACUGGAGGCAGGAGUAAGCAAGCUUGCUAGCAUACUGAAGUGAAGUGGAGUGUAGUGGAGUGAAGCGAAGUGAAGAGCGGAUAUUGUAAUAAAAUCAUAGGUACUCUUUUUUUUUUUUGGUAUUACAAUACACCUGUCACCUGUUACUGCCUUGUCUGUUUUCGCUUAUCUUGUGAUGUGAUGUGAUGUGAUCUGAUGUGAUGACAUGGGAUGUGAUGGGAUGGGAUUUCCUAAAUCAGUUUGUUCCGGCCCGGCAUAUAUGUAUG